Messenger RNA from Nezara viridula (southern green stink bug), 288 nucleotides. Lineage: Eukaryota; Metazoa; Arthropoda; Insecta; Hemiptera; Pentatomidae. The record is from the annotation of a GenBank genome assembly.
AUGGGUACCCCUCGUGGGCUGUGCUUGGACAAAGGCCUUUCAGGAGUGCCACAACUGCUGGAGGACCUCCAGAGGCUCUCCGAGGACAAGGACAGCGCCGACAUAGUCUUCCUGGUUGGAAGGGAGGAAGUACCUGUAUAUGCUCACCGUCUCAUCUUGAUGACCAGGACCUCUUGCGAGGAAGGACACUUAUCAGAUGACAAGAUAAAUCUCUUCUCAUUGAACUUGGCUUCCUUCAUCAAAGAAUCGCCCAACUCAUUUAGGAAGUUUUCCCCAUCCACCGCGUAA